Exophiala aquamarina CBS 119918 is the source of this 1041-nucleotide messenger RNA. RefSeq lists its product as uncharacterized. The record is from RefSeq and is a predicted model, not a curated record. The transcript has a single exon. Bases 1 to 1041 code for a protein of 346 amino acids. Lineage: Eukaryota; Fungi; Ascomycota; Eurotiomycetes; Chaetothyriales; Herpotrichiellaceae.
AUGCCACACACGAGCCGCAAGAAGAAGACAUCUCAGAAUAAGCGCAGACAAGUUCUUGACGAUGAUGGCUGGACUCGGGUCACUACAGCUGGCGGAUUGACUGCCCCUGCCCUCCUAGUCAAGAAUGAGCUGGCUCAGGAUCAACAAAUGCUGCACUUUAAGUGGGGGAUUGGUGACAGAUCUGUGAACAUCCGUUCCUGGCUGCCUGGCCCGCACAAGAUCCACCCUGGAAUUUGCCUUGACAAAAUGCUGGCCAGAUAUCGCAUUUUGGAGGCAAAGUGGUUAGAAUCGACCAGCUACGCGGCCCUCAGAAUGGCUCUAAGCAAAGAUCGGGUAGCCCAACACCAGAGAGUGGUCAAAACAUGUCUCAUCUUCGGCUCUGGCAGUUUCUCUGCUGCGAUCAUAGGUCGUGAGGACGUUUCAUUCUAUCAACUCGCCGCCUUCAAGAGCGCAAUCGACUUAAUUGAGCAAGUCCAGGGUCAUCGCCCGGAGUCUUAUGCACAAGAGCCAUACUACACCGAGCUGGAUGUUGAGCUUCUGGGCACUCUAGGUAUAUCCACUGUCUCGCAUCCUCGAGGGUUUGAGUUAAUCAAUGACAAUGCCUUUGCAUAUUCCCCUUGUGCUGAACGGUGGGUAGAACUUCAGAUUAUGCACUCCCAGCCGACACUGUGGCUACAUGCACACCUCCAGGAUAGGUGGCCUCUCGAUAAGGAUGGGAAGCCUUCGAUAGUGCAACUCAGUAAUUGGAUGCUCAAUGGAAGGGUUCGAGAUCCUCAAAACCCGGACUGGAGCUCCUUGUAUGGCUCAGAACUGGACCCCGGCGUUGGAGAGAGACGGUUGCAAGAAGAGUAUGUCAUCAAUCAUCAAUUGUACGAGGCGUUCAAGCAGUCUCAUCAGUCUCUCCCUCUCCCAGACCUCAACGCCAACAAUUUCCCCUUUCAAUCAUGUGCCCUUCACUGGCCUGUAGAAGACGGUGAAAACACGGAAAAGGCAGCCACAAGUCCAAGACUUGAAGUCCAAGAACAACUAGGUCAAGGGUGA